Sordaria macrospora k-hell is the source of this 2103-nucleotide messenger RNA. RefSeq lists its product as uncharacterized. The record is from RefSeq and is a predicted model, not a curated record. NCBI's taxonomy places the organism in Eukaryota, Fungi, Ascomycota, Sordariomycetes, Sordariales, Sordariaceae.
AUGGAGGACCCAGCGCCCAAGCGGCGCAGAACAUCACCGCGUAGCUCGGUGCCAGUUCCAUCCGAUGAACCUUCCCAAGCUCCCCCAACACAGCAACCGAACCAGACCACCCCAGAGGACACACCUGCCCCAGACUCCUCUAAAGUUACUUCCGCAAAGCGUCCAUCCUAUGCAUCCCCGACAAGAGCAAGCCUUCAAAGGCACAAUCCGGAAGUACUACAACGACGAGAGAGCAUAAGUCUAGCUCUCAGAUCCCAACCCGAGUCGCGCGACGACAAUCCACUCCGAUCUCCCGCCCGACGACUUGGAAUCGUCCGAAGUCUAGAAAGACCGAACCCGCGCCCUCUUCCGCCACCCGCUCCCGAAGAUGAGGAGGUAAUCCUGAACCCUUUCCGCGGUCGAGGGCUGAAGCGAUCACCCGUCCCCGGGGUUCUGCCCAAAGUAAUCGUUCCCGAACCCGACCUUCCGCCGACACCAGAACAUCCUGAUCCAGUUGUCAGCACCCCGCCUUCCGGUAUACACAAUACCCCGUCUAAGAGACCGAAGCGCAGCAAAGCACUGGCCGAGACACUUAGGAGCUCCUCGCCUACUAAGCGUGCGCCCGUUGUCAUGUCGGCCAAGGCAGCGCAACUUGUUCCAGGAAAGCCUUCCAAAGAAUCGGCGCUGAUCCCAACAACCGAGCUUCCUUCUGAUACUCAAGAGCCGACAACGGCCGAGUUACGCGGCCUACAACCACCGGAUCCGGAUGCAGACAAGAAGCGGUUGCGCGACUCUCUUCUCGCCGAGAUCGCUGAGUUGGAGCGCGACCUAGCCGUCGCAACCAGGGAAAACGAGCGCCUCCGACAAGCACACAUAUCCAAACAGAAACCAUCAGCACCAACGAACGCAAUCGAAAUCCUCGACCUCCUCCGCCGACGAGUCCUACUGCCCAAGGAACAAAAAGACCCCGACCCGUCCGCCGCAGCAACAUCAUGGCUCUCCUCUGCUCUCCACCCCAUCGCCUUCCUCCCCUUCAGCAAAUUUCCCUCGACAGGUGACGAUCUCCCCUCACUAUUUACCACUACAGCCGACGACGAGAAAGCCUCGGAGAAACCGCCAAUAUCCCACCACCCUUUGCCAAUGACAGCCGACGAAGCGCUCCCUUACCUCCAAGUCUUCACGCCAUUGACUUUCACCUCGGCCAUCUUCCCGCUUCCCCCGUCUUCCUCGGAAUCGGAGUCGGAACCAUCACCCAACAAGGAAGAGCCACUACUCCAAAGACACCACAUAAUAGCCACCACGCCCUCCAAAUCCUUCACCGCCCGCCUCGAGCUCACCACCAACACCAACACCUACGCCAUCACCAACCUCUCCGUGCCAUUAAUCCAUCCGCCAACCGCAGCCGCCGAACUCGCCCCCCUGAUUGAACGCAUCGUUAAACAACCGAAAGAAAAAGAAGAAACGAGUUCAGCACUGCACAACAACGUCAGCGUGCUCUGCUGGGCAAUGGGCGAGUGGGUGCGUGUAGCCAAGGAACGAGCUCGAACUUGGUGCAUUUUGGAAAAGGAACUCUGUGGAGAAGAGAAGGAAGCAACGGUGAGAAAUAUGGUGGUGGGGUGGAGGGAGAGAAGCAAGAUUCGACAGAAGAAGAGGAGGAUGGGGACAAAGAGGAAAAAGGUACCGCUUCGUCGAGAUGGUGAUGAUGAGGAUGGACAAGAUAAGGAGGACGAGGACGACGAGGACCACGAGGAAGAGGAGUAUGAAGAACAAGAUGGCAAGAAAGCACCAGAAGCGGAACUGGUGCCGUACAUGACCAGGACGAGUGUGGAUUAUGAUAUACCAUUGCUACUAGGUCCGGGACCGAAUGGUGACGACAGUGGGGAUCAAAAGUCUUCGCUGAGGGUGCAGUGGAAGAUUGAAUUCGACUGGACAGGCGAGGCGAGGAGCGAUAUCAGGGUUUUUGUGGCGGUGCCGGGGAAGUGGCAUAAAUACGACGAGCGCGAACAACUAGCCAAGAUCCCAGCACUAUUCGACGAGCUCAUCCAUGGCGGCGAAGAGCCGUUGAAUGCUGUCAGGACUGUUGCGGCUUUGUUGGCUGGUGAGCCACAACAGCCGCAGAGAUGA